This is a messenger RNA of Staurois parvus, 267 nucleotides long. NCBI's taxonomy places the organism in Eukaryota, Metazoa, Chordata, Amphibia, Anura, Ranidae. The record is from the annotation of a GenBank genome assembly.
UGAAUGAUCCAGUGUCUUCUGGGACACAUGAAAGAUCCCAGAAGGCGCCGGGCCAUUCACAAAGCGCAGCGCUUCUCGCACAUGCGCAGUGGGUACCCGGCUGUCACAGAAGCCGGCCCGGGAAGAAGAGGGAAGGCAACUCCGCGGAAGUGGGAACGGGUACCUGUCAAAUUCAGGUACCCGCUCCCCCUCCCUCCCCAAAGGUCAGCAGUCUCUGUACUGUCCGCAGUCUCUGGUCAUUCCCUGCACUGUCCGCAGUCUCUGGUC